AUGGUGACCACCUCAGGCCAGGCUUGGUUUAAAGACUGGUCAGAUUCCCCCCACCUGGAGCCCUGCUCUGCGGUCAGGGUGCCUCCCCGACACGCUUCAGAAGGCAGCCUCAGACCGCAGCUGGUACCCACAUCUCUCAGGGUCUCAGAGUUUAGACGCACGCGGACCUGGUCGGGGGCAGAGGAUGGAGAAGCCGUGCUGGCCGAGGCGCUCCAGAUGCGCUCAGUGCAGGAGCCUCCUGGGACACCUGUCACCGUGCUGUCUGCUGGGGACCCUGAGAGGGUGCAUAGCUGGGCGGGCCCGUCCCUGCGCCCCCAGGGGCUGCCCGACAAGCAGGGCAGUGGCGGGUGCUUCUGUGAAGAGCGAGACUACCGCUUUCUGUCUGAGCUUCAUGCCCUCACGUGCUGUCUUGAAUCAGAAGUGUCUUCAGAGAAAAGCCCGGUGGGGAGCUCAGGAGGGCGGAAGAAGGACCAUUGUGGAGAGUCACUGGGAGGUGAUUUGGGGGCAUGCGGAUGCCAGGCUUCCUUGAUCCCAGUUCUUGACAGAGAACCAGCGGGGCUGAGUCGGGAGCUGCUGACCUACGCCUGUUCCUGA
Molecule: messenger RNA, 594 nt
Organism: Rangifer tarandus platyrhynchus (Svalbard reindeer)
Lineage: Eukaryota; Metazoa; Chordata; Mammalia; Artiodactyla; Cervidae
Source: the annotation of a GenBank genome assembly